Molecule: messenger RNA, 1766 nt
Organism: Exaiptasia diaphana
Lineage: Eukaryota; Metazoa; Cnidaria; Anthozoa; Actiniaria; Aiptasiidae
Product: CUB and sushi domain-containing protein 3
Exons: 13
Source: RefSeq, a predicted model, not a curated record
CAAUAAGAAGGGUUACCAGCUUAAAGGGUCGAGUAGACGUGUCUGUCAAGAAAAUGGUAGAUGGAAUGGUACUUUGAGYAGAUGUGAACCUGUCGAGUGCCAAGACACUGGGAAACUUGACUAUGGCGGUCGUAAUCCUGAUUUGGACAAAUAUGUUUAUGAAAGGAAAAUCGAUUGUGGACUGUGGCCGUUUGCCAGUGCCUCAACACGGAGAGAAGAUCGGAGAAACGAAGUCCACUUACUUGGGCGAGGUAUCCUUUAGGUGUAAUAAGAAGGGUUAUCAGCUUAAAGGGUCGAGUAGACGAGUCUGUCAAGAAAAUGGUAAAUGGGAUGGUACUUUGACCAAAUGUGAACCUGUCGASUGCCAAGACCCUGGGAAAGUUGACUAUGGMGGUCGUAAUCCCGAUUUAGACAAAUACGUUUAUGAGAGCAAAAUUGAGUUCAGCUGCAAGACGAACCACACCUUGAAAGGCGAUAAGCAUAUCAUUUGCCAGCACGACAAAACAUGGACAGGAACUAAACCUACCUGCUUACGUCCAUGCUCAGAUCCUGGAAUACCAAGGGGUGGUUAUCGCCUUCAUCAUUCCUUCCUCCACGCUGACAAAGUGUCAUUCACAUGCAAGAGUGGAUGGAAGAUGGAUGGUGAAAAGAACAUUGAAUGCAAUGAUGGGAAUUGGGAUAACAAGGCGCCAACAUGCUUGGAGGGAUGUACUAAACCAAGAUAUUCUUCCAACGGUGGCGUUCGACCAGAAAAAGGCUUUUAUUACAAUGGAGAGACUGUAGUGAUGUCCUGUGGCGAGAAUUACCAACGUAUUGGAGACACAAGCGCACGUUGUCGAAAUGGAAAAUGGAGUAACAAGCCACCAUCUUGUAAACGUAAAUGUUAUAAUCCUGGAAGUCCUUACUAUGGCUGGAGAAAUGGUGACGAUUUCUUUGAAGGAAAACAAGUUACCUUUGAGUGUAGUUAUGGCUAUSACUUAGUAGGCCUAAAAACAYUGGAAUGCUUGGACACGGGAARGUGGAGUGGAAYUGUACCUUCUUGCAAACGGCGGUGURCUUAUAGUCAGCCUUCUAGUAGCAAGACUACUCCAAUCAUCGCUGAUGGAGUGUCAGUCCGCCAUGGCACCUCAAUCCAAUUUAUGUGUAUCAAUGACUACACCCUUGUUGGAGAUCAAACUGCAGUUUGUAAAGAUGGCCGAUGGAAUCCCAGAAUUCCAAUGUGUAAAGCACCAUGUCAAGAUCCAGGACGAAUAGUUAAUGGGCAACUUUUUGGAAAUACGUUUACUCACAGAAGCAGUGUAAGAUAUGUCUGUAUUAAAGGCUACUCACUUGAUAAUCCAGCACCACUGAUAUGUAAUGAUGGACGAUGGAAUCGGCCUGUACCUUCAUGUAAAAAGAAGUGUGAUGAUCCUGGAACUCCCCGAAAUGCUAUUAGAGAUAGUAACAACUUAAAGCAUGGCUCGCAAGUCUCAUACACAUGCAAUGGAACUACACAACUUGUGGGUGCACCAACUAUAGUUUGCAAUGAUGGAAAAUGGUCUAGUCCUCCUCCAAAGUGUUUCGAGAACUGUCCAGAUCUGGGAGACAUACCAAAUGGGAAUAUUACUAAUAAUGGUUUUAAACACGGAGACAAAAUAUUCAUUCACUGUAAAAGUGGUUUUAGAAUCCAGGGUAGUCCAGAUUUGAGUUGCUACAAUGGAAAAUGGACGAAGCGAAAACCAAAAUGUGUUGGUUUUUGUGCUUUUCUUGGUCAUCCAAAGAACGGU